AGCUCCCCAAAGUGCUCAAGGUCCUGUGGACAGCUCACCCGGCUGCGAUGGCUGUAGGCCCUCAGAACUCUGUGCUCCUGGCCUUCACCCUGCUCUGCCUGCCCUGGCCUCAGGAGGUGGGCGCCUUCCCGGCCAUGCCCUUGUCCAGCCUGUUUGCCAACGCCGUGCUCCGGGCCCAGCACCUGCACCAGCUGGCCGCCGACACCUACAAAGAGUUUGAGCGUGCGUACAUCCCCGAGGGCCAGAGGUAUUCCAUCCAGAAUGUGCAGGCCGCCUUCUGCUUCUCGGAGACCAUCCCGGCCCCCACGGGCAAGGACGAGGCCCAGCAGAGAUCCGACGUGGAGCUGCUCCGCUUCUCGCUGCUGCUCAUCCAGUCGUGGCUCGGGCCCGUGCAGUUCCUCAGCAGGGUCUUCACCAACAGCCUGGUGUUUGGCACCUCGGACCGAGUCUACGAGAAGCUGAAGGACCUGGAGGAAGGCAUCCAAGCGCUGAUGCGGGAGCUGGAAGACGGCAGCCCCCGGGCCGGGCAGAUCCUGAAGCAAACGUACGACAAGUUUGACACAAACCUGCGCAGUGACGACGCGCUGCUCAAGAACUACGGGCUGCUCUCCUGCUUCAAGAAGGACCUGCACAAGGCCGAGACGUACCUGCGGGUCAUGAAGUGCCGCCGCUUCGUGGAAAGCAGCUGUGCCUUUUAGUGGCCGGGCCUCCCUUUCACCCCCUUCCCUGAGCCUCCCCUCACCCUGGAAAGGGCCACUCCCGUGUCCACUGUGCUUUCCUAAUAAAAUAAAGUUGCAUCA
Leptonychotes weddellii (Weddell seal) is the source of this 800-nucleotide messenger RNA. RefSeq names its product somatotropin. Lineage: Eukaryota; Metazoa; Chordata; Mammalia; Carnivora; Phocidae. Gene Ontology annotation, molecular function: growth hormone receptor binding; hormone activity; growth factor activity. The record is from RefSeq and is a predicted model, not a curated record. Gene Ontology annotation, biological process: growth hormone receptor signaling pathway; positive regulation of receptor signaling pathway via JAK-STAT; response to nutrient levels. Gene Ontology annotation, cellular component: extracellular region.